AAGUGUACGCGCAUGGAUAUGCAUGCAUGCUAAAGCGAUAGCAGUGUUGAUUUUGCUACUCAUCAAGGAAACGAGCUACAUUUUACCCGUUAAUUUCGUGAUUAAGUUGAAAGCAUGUACGGUCAUCAUGGAUGUGGUGGUAAUUUGGCAAGACAGGAGAACAGGGCUUUAAAGCGAGAAGCUAAAGCUGAAGUGCAUGAGGCUCGUCUGCAUAACAAGGCCAUGAACCAAGCCCUUCAUGGUAACUAUGGAAGGGCUGCAAAUCUUGAGAUGAAAGCCAAUUCUGCCCACCACAAAGCAGAGCAUGAACGGUUUAGAGCGGACGCCCUCCACCAUGCUAGAGGUCAUCAACACCACCACCCUGCCCCUCACUGUCACCCUACUCCACACUAUCCUCAUCAUUCACCAAGCACCGUGGUUGUACACAAUGUACAUCAUCAUGUUCCUGCCACUCCUCCAUUGCACUAUCCGACUGGUACUGUAGCUCCGCCUCCAACUGGACCCCCGCCUGCUUAUCAGGCUGUAGCUACUGGAUACCCAGCAGCACCCGCAGGUUAUCACCCUGCACCUUCUGGAUACCCAGCCGCACCCAGUGGAUACCCAGCCGCACCCAGUGGAUACCCAGCAGCACCCACUGGUUACCCAGCAGCACCCACUGGUUACCCAGCAGCAUCUACUGGCUACCCAGCAGCAUCUACUGGCUACCCAGCAGCAUCUACUGGCUACCCAGCAGCACCCACUGGUUACCCUACUGCUUCACCAUAUGCAGCACAAGGACCUACUUACCCCAACCCUUACAAGUAAACCCUUGAACAGGCGACGUGGAAGGUAUAGUGUUCAUUCUGAUGAGUACCUUCAGUCCAAACAUCUGUGAAAGUUAAAGAUACCUGGGCCCAAUUUCAUGGCUCUGCUUACCACCAAAUUCUGCGCUCGCCAUUCUCACCAUUCUCCGCUUACUGUGCAAGCGCCAAAUUUCUGCACUAGCUGUGUAAGCGAAGAAUGCCUAGCUGUGUAAAGCGAAGAGUACCAGCAAACAUUCCCUGCUAACCUGAGAAAAUGCUUGACAAAAGCACAAAUUUCCCUGCCUCAAAAAGCUCUGGUUCUAAGCUUACUGAAAGCAGAGCCCUGAAAUUGGCCCUGGUCUUGUCAAGCCUGGUUCAUACUUCCGGCGAAUAUGAAUGCAAAGCAAGUUUGACGUGAAUUUGACGUCAGAACUAUCCUUUCGCAGGAUGGUUGAGCGGAGUUGAACAGCUGCGAAAAUUCGUUGCGAAUUUCGUAACAUCAACAUUCGCUUCGAUUCGCAUUCGCAGGAAGUAUGAACCGGGCUUUAAUCACUUAUUCAAGCUGACCCAAAAAAAAAACCCAACACACCUUGGUAAUAAAACAACUCAAAGUAUACCUUGCCUGAUAUUGGGGCAGAGGGUCCCUCCCCCCAAUGUUCCAAUACCUUAACUCACUACUUUCCUAUAAAGAAUUCCUGAUAGUCCAAGCACGCCAUGAAGACACAAUAAUGAGGGGGGGGGGGAAGGUUAUACCACCAUGCCUCAAAAGAGCUUUUCCUGUUUUUGUUAAGCAACUCAAAUCAUUCUUUUAUAUUAUAUUUGUUAGCAUGGUUGAUACAUACUGGAAGGUCUAAUAUGUUUGUAUUAUUGUUUAUUUCAAGAUUAUAAACCAAGUUCAUCCUCGGUCUGUCACACAACCAAAAACCCUAUUGUUAAAAUUUCUCAAAGUCAAUGGGUAAAAACACUCACACACUUUUAGAGGCCGACAACCAAAUAUUGUUACUCAAUACAUUCUUACUACACAGUUACAACAAAUUUAAUGAUUAAAUAUCAUGUUCUACUUCACAGACCUGGAAUUACACGUCUGCCACGGAGACCAUGGCCUCCAUUGCCCCAGGUCUCUGCCUUGGUGUCCCUUCAAAAG
Messenger RNA from Asterias rubens (European starfish), 1926 nucleotides. Its product is annotated as splicing factor 3A subunit 2-like. Bases 115 to 804 code for a protein of 229 amino acids. The record is from RefSeq and is a predicted model, not a curated record. NCBI's taxonomy places the organism in Eukaryota, Metazoa, Echinodermata, Asteroidea, Forcipulatida, Asteriidae. The transcript has 5 exons.